Molecule: messenger RNA, 980 nt
Organism: Danaus plexippus (monarch butterfly)
Lineage: Eukaryota; Metazoa; Arthropoda; Insecta; Lepidoptera; Nymphalidae
Gene: mge
Product: mitochondrial import receptor subunit TOM22 homolog
Exons: 5
Coding region: 136-627 (163 amino acids)
Biological process (GO): intracellular protein transport
Cellular component (GO): mitochondrial outer membrane
Source: RefSeq, a predicted model, not a curated record
AAAUUUUCGGAUUUGGGAAUGAAAGGAUUUUCAUUUUUGGUCGGUACUGAUUGUCGUAUAUCAUUAUUGCACGAGGUGGAUUUGUGGUAAAAUAGAAACGCAGAUUUUCUUCACUUUUUUAAAUAUAUUGAUAACAUGCUUAUGGAUUUAUCCGACGCGGACCAAAGUGAUAGUGGAAUGGAGUCCUUAACCGCGAGCAAAGACGAUACACCAGAACGUAGACCUGAGGAUAUUUCCUUUAUAACACCUGUACCUGUACAGGUGGGAACUUCACCAACUGCUGGUACUCCGCCAUACAUCACUCUUAAAGAGUACGACGAUGAGCCAGACGAAACCUUAUCAGAAAGGUUAUGGGGACUAACUGAAAUGUUCCCUGAAUGUGUCCGCAAUGGCACAUACACAGCUACUACCAAAACUUGGAGUGGAGUAAAAAGUCUAUACCAGCUAUCUCGCUCUGUCAUGUGGGUGGUUGCUAGCUCCUCGGUCAUUCUCUUUGCCCCCGUCAUAUUUGAAGUUGAGAGGGCGCAGGUGGAAGAAAUGCAAAAGUCACAACAGAAACAGGUACUGCUGGGUACUAAUACUGCUAUGUCAGGACCUACGCCAGGAUUGCCGCCGAUGCCACGAUAAAUAUAGAAUAUGUACCAAAUAAAAUAAUUUAGAACACACAUGCGUGUUAUCAGUAUGUAACAUGUGAAUGAAUAUUCUUUGAUGUUUCCACAUAUGAUUUAAUAAUAGUUUAAUUCAAAUAGGUACUUUGACUUAAAUCGAUGAGAUUUGGCAGCUGUACCAAACAUGAAUCUGUAUGCAUUUUCAAUUGUUUGUCAGUAGUAUAUAGGUUAGAUAUGACAAAAAAAAGUUUUUGGUAUGAAAAGGCUUUCUUUGUUUGAAUGGCAAUAGAUUGGAGUAUACAUAUUAUUUUGAGUUGUAGAUAUAAUUUUUGUUAAACAUGUAAUAGAAGAAAUAAAUCUUUUUAAAAUGUU